AUGGAUUCGCUCGUGGCAGUCGAAUUUCGCAAGUGGUUUUUCAAGGAGCUUGGAGUCAGCCUUGCACUGUUUGACAUAUUGGGAUUGAAGUCCACUGGUGACCUUGUAUCCAAGGUAUGUGGACAACUGGUUGCCAGUGAUUUCUUGAAUGGAACUGUUGAGACCCAGGUUGUCUCAACGGAAAAGUCCCAAAUGGCGAUAGUUGCAAGUACUUCAGAUGUGAUCGCAGUGAAGAACCCACGCCCAGCUCAUAUACCCAUGUCGACCUUCCAACGCCGUCUAUGGUUCAUGCAUAACCUAGUCGCUAACCGAGCCUCGCUCAAUGUGUCAGUCACAUUGAUCAUCCAAGGCACACCUCAACUGCAAGUCCUGCAACAGGUUUGGCAAGAGCUUGGCCGUCGAAAUGAGAGUUUGCGCACUGCCUUCUUUGAAGGUGACGAUUUUGCAGAGCAAGAGAUAAUUGAGGACAGUCUGACCCCAAUUGAAUAG
Messenger RNA from Penicillium taxi, 489 nucleotides. Its product is annotated as Acetyl-CoA synthetase-like protein. Gene Ontology annotation, molecular function: catalytic activity. The transcript has a single exon. Lineage: Eukaryota; Fungi; Ascomycota; Eurotiomycetes; Eurotiales; Aspergillaceae. The coding region runs from base 1 to 489 and encodes 162 amino acids. The record is from RefSeq and is a predicted model, not a curated record.